Messenger RNA from Penicillium canescens, 195 nucleotides. RefSeq lists its product as uncharacterized. The transcript has 2 exons. Lineage: Eukaryota; Fungi; Ascomycota; Eurotiomycetes; Eurotiales; Aspergillaceae. The record is from RefSeq and is a predicted model, not a curated record. Bases 1 to 195 code for a protein of 64 amino acids.
AUGAUGACUUUGAAGGACAGCGAGUAUCCUGGUCCUAUGUCCUAUAUCAUUCUGGUGUCUUACUUCAACCAACGAAAGCAGCUUCGUGCAGAUGGUAAGAGACCAGGCGUUUCAGCAGUUUCAAGGCUACCAAAUAGUACUCCAUGGAAGCUCAGCUGGGAGGGUCAGUGCGGCAGUCCCGCAGACAGCAGGUGA